AUGGGCAUAUCUCAUACCCAACUACUCACCCCGUUAUCAUCUACUACAACGGAAAGUAUUGAGAACUCUAGCCAUGCAAGACGCGUCACGGCGAUGGGCACAACCACGUCCGAAGAGGACACUGGACUUCAUCGUGGCACACGCGAAGGUUUCUAUGGUUCAUCUUCAGCCGCCUCAUUUUUGAAGGAGACUUGUGGAACAGCAAUACCACCCUCAACCCAUACGACCAACCCUCAAACUUGUACUUCGCAGCCUACACAUCUCUUUGGCGAUGUCGAAAAGUUUGCUCUUCCUCCACGGCGUCUUGCAGAUCACCUCGUAGAGAGGUAUUUCGAGCGCAUUUACUGGAUCUAUCCCGUAUUCGAUAAGCAAGCUUUUGAGCAUGGUUAUAGCUCACUUUGGGUACCUAGCGGGCAGACUACAUGUCCAGAAGAGUACCAGAACCUGGGGUUAGGUGAAGAUGCCACCACUGUUGCUUUCUUCACUUCCCUAAACGCCAUCUUUGCGCUAGGAUGCAUCUUCUCAAAUCUUUCUACGGCAGCCAAGACCAAGGCUUACGAAGUUUUCUUCAGCCGAGCCAAGGAUAAAGUUAACCUUGAACUACUAGACAUAAAUGACCUCAGUGUCGUGCAAACUCUUGUACUAGUCGCUCUGGUGCUGCAAGGUACUUCGUUUCCAGAUCGCUGCUGGAAUACUACCGGGCUAGCUUGUCGAGUGGCACAGGGUCUGGGCCUGCAUAGUUUACCACCCUAUAACCAGCAAGAGUCGCGGGUACAACGUAUCCGACGCAGGACAUGGCACGGCUGCAUUGUGCUAGAUACGCUGGUGAGCAUGACCUUUGGUCGACCGACGAUGAUUACCAAUAUCUCUACACUUUCUUUGCCAGGAAGGACUGUUUCCAACUUUCAGAAUACCGAGGAUCACGAAGGUGUCAAACUGUUGUUCCAAAUAGAGGCCGUUCGUCUGAGUAUAAUCCUAGACAGUAUGCUGUCAAAGGUGUACAGACCGUGGCAUUGUAAACUGCCUCAUGGUGACCAGGGUGCGGAGAGCAAUAGUCAGAGCAUGGACGUCUUUGCCGAGCUACAAGGACAGCUUCGUGCUUUCGAGCUUGGACUUCCGAGCUUUCUCUCCUGGCAUGAGCCUACUGCUGGAGACUCGAUUCCGCUACACGAGGCUACGGUUCUCGCUAUUCAGAGAAACGUGUUACAGUCGCGUCAUGCUGUACCGCCCAAUCUUAAGUCAACUCCUAGCUCUGAGUACCUCCCAGGACGCCGGUGA
Fusarium subglutinans is the source of this 1278-nucleotide messenger RNA. RefSeq names its product transcription activator acu-15. The record is from RefSeq and is a predicted model, not a curated record. Bases 1 to 1278 code for a protein of 425 amino acids. Gene Ontology annotation, biological process: DNA-templated transcription; positive regulation of transcription from RNA polymerase II promoter by galactose. Gene Ontology annotation, molecular function: DNA-binding transcription factor activity, RNA polymerase II-specific; zinc ion binding; RNA polymerase II cis-regulatory region sequence-specific DNA binding. Gene Ontology annotation, cellular component: nucleus. Lineage: Eukaryota; Fungi; Ascomycota; Sordariomycetes; Hypocreales; Nectriaceae. The transcript is spliced from 3 exons.